UUAUAAGCUUUGGUAAGACUUUACUUUGUUAUUUCUGAGAGAAGUGGGAUAUGUUCUGUAGUGCUGUGUUGUUUGUGUGACUCCUGAUAUGCAGAUUUGUGUGUCUUUGUGUACCUCACGAGUGACGGCCAUGCCAGUUAGAGUGUCUUUCUUCCUCUGAAAAUGCCUUGAAGUCUCUUGGGAACUUUGAGUUAUUUUUUGCUGCUUUUAAAGGCUUCAUGUCUGUAUUCAUCCUGUUGGAAACUGCCCACCUCCCAUUUUCAUUCCCCCGUCUACUCCUGUUUCUUCAUCUUUCUGUUUUCUCAAUAUCGUAAUGUGUAUUAGUGCAUUUGUGGUCGGAUAUUUUGCAUUUCUUCUUUGUUUGCAACAUCUGGAGCAUUAACAGUGCUGUAUCUGUGGAUGCUAAAAGUAAAGGCAUGGAUGUUGAGAUGUGACCUGUCUCUUGGACAAGCGCUCUCUGAGGUGUGUUAGGAAGAGCUUGCCAUGGUCACCAAAGACAACGCUAACUCUGGCUCUGUUGGAAAGACAACCUGUGUGAAGAAGCAAAAGUGUAUGAUGAACAGUUCUCAAAAGGAUGGGACGCUUUUCAGGGACCCGCAGAAGACCAUUUUUGAACCCGAACUGACUCUAGAGGUCACGGCUAAUGAUGGAAGGAAAACAAAUCCGACAGAGGUCGCAUCGAACGGUGUUAUAGGAACAAAUGAACAGACAUGUAAUUCAUGGAGCGUUUCCAAUGUCCAAAAUCUGAAAGAGAUGCAAUAUCUGCACCACGAGGCGGAGGACAGUCUAAUUGACGCGUCACUGGACAUUGACAAGUCCUCUCUCAUGGGUUUCAUCGACUCCAGCUACUUGGAGAGCUCGGAGGAUGUUCAGACCGUUCCCUGCAUCCAGGUGGACGUGAAAACGGAUGUGGUGCUGAUUGAUGAGGAUGAUGAUGAUAUGUCCCUUAGGGAGAGGACAGUGACGGACAUGUCCACUACGGACGGGAACGCGGCCGAGCUCGUGUGUGGGGGUCUCCAGUCAAUCUCCUCUGACUCCUCCCACUCUUUGUGUGAUGGGCGGAGUCAAGAGCAAGGCUCGAUCAUGGAGACUCCUAAUGAGGAGCAGGAGCUGCCCAAAAAACACACACGCUCCUGCUGCCUCUGUGUUAUCAUAUGAUAAAAAAGGUCCAAUAUUAUACACUUUUUGAGCAUUUUUUUUCUUAAACGUAAUUUUAUAAUGUUACGGCCUGUUCAUAUCAAGGACGAUAAAAAUUACUUUAACGUCAACUUUAAAAGACAAUAUCAUUCUGUUUAUUAAAAGCACGCAUUGCAGUUUUGUCGUCUGCCACUUUAAAUACUUGAGCGCUUUAAAGAAGGAUGGAUUCUGAUUGGUUGUCAAAAAUCCAAAAUCAUUUAAAAAUUAUUCUGAAAGUGAUU
This is a messenger RNA of Pimephales promelas (fathead minnow), 1418 nucleotides long. The record is from RefSeq and is a predicted model, not a curated record. Lineage: Eukaryota; Metazoa; Chordata; Actinopteri; Cypriniformes; Leuciscidae.